Pelodiscus sinensis (Chinese soft-shelled turtle) is the source of this 939-nucleotide messenger RNA. Its product is annotated as olfactory receptor 1L1-like. The record is from RefSeq and is a predicted model, not a curated record. Gene Ontology annotation, molecular function: G protein-coupled receptor activity; olfactory receptor activity. Gene Ontology annotation, biological process: G protein-coupled receptor signaling pathway. Lineage: Eukaryota; Metazoa; Chordata; Testudines; Trionychidae. Gene Ontology annotation, cellular component: membrane.
AUGGACAACACCAACUGGACGUCCAUCUCCCAGUUCAUGCUCCUGGGCCUGUCUGAACUCCAGGACCUACAGCCGCUGAUCUUCACAGGGUUCCUGGUCACCUAUCUGGUGAACCUAGUUGGCAACUCUAUGCUUGUGGGGCUGGUGUGGACCGACCCCCAGCUCCAAAUCCCCAUGUAUUUCCUCCUCAGCCAACUUUCCAUGGUGGACAUGGGCAUGGUCUCCAUCAUCCUGCCCCAGGCCAUGGUGCACACCCUGAGCCAGCACCAGGCUAUCCCUUUCAUCAGCUGCAUGACCCAACUCUUCAUCUACGUGGUAAUUGGCAACAUGGAUGGCUACCUGCUGGCUGCCAUGGCCUACGACCGCUAUGUGGCCGUGUGCGACCCACUGCGCUACACCGCCGUGGUGACACGGUCUCUCUGCCUCAAGAUGACGGCUGCUUCAUUGGCCGUGGUGAUCCCACACUCCCUGCUGCACACCGUCAUGGCUGCCCAGCUGCGUUACUGCGGCAACCGCCUGCAACAUUUCUUCUGUCACAUGCAAUCUCUGAUGAGUCUCUCCUGCACCCGUUCCUUCACCAAGGAGAUGGUGAUCUACAACGAGGCUGCAUUGGUGGUGGGGGCCCCUUUUGCCAUCAUCCUGGCUUCCUACGCCCGCAUCGGGGUGGCCGUGGCCCGUCUGCGCUCUGCCCAAGCCCUGCGCAAGGCCCUGUCCACCUGCGGCUCCCACCUGACAGUAGUGACGCUUACAUACGGCAGCGUAGCCUGGCUCUACUUCCGCCCAGACUCCGGCAACACCCCAGGGCAAAAACAGCAAGUGACCUUCUUCUACACCUCGGUUGUGCCCACCCUGAACCCCCUCAUCUACAGCCUAAGGAACAAGGAUGUGGCUGCAGCUCUGAGGAGGGCCAAGAGGAAGGUUCUGACUUGGAGCAAGUGA